Cebus imitator (Panamanian white-faced capuchin) is the source of this 1704-nucleotide messenger RNA. RefSeq names its product developmental pluripotency-associated 5 protein-like. Gene Ontology annotation, cellular component: cytoplasm. Lineage: Eukaryota; Metazoa; Chordata; Mammalia; Primates; Cebidae. Gene Ontology annotation, biological process: regulation of gene expression. The record is from RefSeq and is a predicted model, not a curated record. Bases 537 to 845 code for a protein of 102 amino acids. The transcript has a single exon. Gene Ontology annotation, molecular function: mRNA binding.
GGUAGUAGUUACAAAAAGGAGAAGGAAACAAAAUAUAAUCUAAAUAAGAAAAUUUUAAACUUAAGAAAUAGUUUAUAUAUUUCAAAAAUACCAAGCAAAAGACAAUGGAAACAACAGCAAGGGUGUAAAUCAUUACAACUUUUUGGAGCCAAAAAAAUUUUUGUUAUUCUUAGCUCAUAUCUACAAAAACAUUUUUAAUUUCAAAAAACAAACAAAAACCUCGUUUGACUUACAAAUGGAGCUUUUAGAAAUCUGUUCUACAGAAAAGACCUACCUGCACUUGUGUUCAAAUAUAUUUGUAAGGACAUUGUUAAUAAUUAUAAAACAUUAAAACAAAAUGUGAACUCUGUUCUUUUUAUUUAACACACGCUUUGUGUCCACAUUAGCUAGGCAUUGUGGUAAGUACUAUGUCAAGAAAUAAGAUUUAGUCUAAUGGAAAGUAGAGAUAUAAAACAAAUAAGCAAGGCGAUGGGAUGUGUAGUUACAAAUUGUGAUAAAUGAUAAGACGAUAGGGUUUUGUUUGUGAGGGUCAUAAGAUGGGAACGCCCCUGGAACGUAGAAAUAUCCCACCAUGGGUAAAAGUUCCCGAAGACCUGAAAGAUCCAGAAGUGUUCCAGGUCCAGACGUGGCUGCUGGAAGCCAUGUUUGGCCGGGACGGAUGUCGAAUCCCUUACAUUGAGCAGGUGAGCAAGGCCAUGCUCGAUCUGAAGGCUCUGGAGUCUCCAGAUUUCACUGAGGUUGUGGUUUACAGCUCCUGUACAUACAAGCUUCGGGCCAAGCGGAUACCCCAGCCUAUGGCUGAGUGGCACCGCCAGCAACCAGGAACGACGGAUGCUCAAACUUGAGGAAGCCAUGAAUACCUUCGAACUAAGCCCUUGGAUGAACUGAACCAGCUUCCAACCAGGAUGAAGGCCAGGAUGUAGAGAUUAGUUUGUGGCCAGAGCUGGAGUGAUUUCUCCAGCUUGGUUUAAAACCUGUUCCAAGCCUGAGGAGUUGAGGGAAAAUCAUCUGUUUAGGUGUCUCUACCUUGGGUCUGAGUCUUGUUGUGAAUAUCUCUUUGAUAGUUGCCAAUAAAAGUUUUUCUUCCCCAUUUUAAAAAUUAAAGAAAAAACAACGAUAGAGUACUGUAAGAGGGAGUAAAAGGCAGAACCUUCUCUAGAAGAAUUAAGAAAGGUCUAUCUAAAAUUGUGACAUUCAAGCCAAAAUCUGAAGAAUAAAAGCUACUUUCAGUAAAGAGUUUUAAGCCAUGAAGUUAUCUGAUAAAUGUAAGGUUUUAAAAAGGUGACUGUGUCUGGUGUGAGAAGAAUAAAUUGGGGGUGAGAAGAGUGGAAAGAGAAAUACCAUUUAGGAGGCUGCUGUCAUACAAUAGUCCAGUAAACUAGGUGACAGACAAUAUUGCCAAGGUUAGAGUGGUGGUAGCAGAGCAGUUAGAAGUGGUUUUAAGAUAUACACUGGGGAAGUGUGGUAGAAUAGAAAGGAUUUAUUGAUAAAUUAUGUUGAGUAGAUAAAGUGAUGAGUGAGUGACUCUUAAUUUGGUUGUAUGUGUUUUUUAAUUAACUGCUUUAUAACAGAUGUAAUUUGCAUAUCACAAAAUUCAUCCUUUUAAAGUAUACAGUUCAGGCUGGGCACAGUGGCCCACGCCUGUAAUCCCACCACUUUGGGAGGCCGAGGUGGCGGGAGAAUCACUUGAGGCCAGGACUUCGA